AGAAGUGAAAAGAACACGGGAGGAACGAAAGGGUUCUCUCUCGCUUCAUUUCUCUCAUCCACUUUAAUUCCCGGAUUAAUUCCGCUUCAAUUCUUAUUUCCCGUCUGCCUGGGCGAAAGAUCGACAGAAAAGAGUCCAACGGAAAAAGGCGAUCGCUCCUUCUCCUCCUCUCAUCCAAGAUUCUCCCUCGCGAGCCGAUACGGGCGGGCGAUUCCGAUAGAUUGGGGCCUCCUUCUUCGCCGGCGGCGGCGGCGGCAGCGGUCGAGUUGAAUUGCUGAACCUGCCCCGGACAGCGGUGAUGCCGAAAGCGCCGGGGACGCUGCGGAGGAGCAGCGCUGUCCGGUGGACCGAGUCCUAGGUCGACACCCUUCCCUGUACCCGAUCCCCUCCCCCGCGACGAGCUGCUGCUAUGGAGGUUGAUUCGACGAUGUCGACGGAGUCCGGCCACGAUCCGGCUGCUGGGAACCACACCGGGAACCCGAAUGAGCCCUCCUCGUCGCCGUCCGCUCCCGGGGCCGUGCCUCCGGCGGAGGCGCAGCCGGUCGCGGCCGGGCCGAGGCCUGCGCCGGGGUACUCGGUGGUGAAUGCUGUCAUAGAGAGGAAGGAGGAUGGCCCGGGUUGCAGGUGCGGCCACACUCUUACGGCCGUGGCGGCCGUCGGUGAAGAGGGAACGCCUGGGUACAUCGGGCCGCGGCUUAUACUCUUUGGAGGAGCGACAGCGCUCGAGGGCAACUCAGCUGCUCCAGCAUCACCGACCGGAAGUGCUGGCAUCCGUCUUGCAGGUGCAACAGCUGAUGUUCAUUGCUAUGAUGUGCUCUCUAAUAAAUGGACAAGGGUGACACCUCUUGGAGAACCCCCAUCACCCAGGGCUGCACAUGUCGCAACUGCUGUGGGUACUAUGGUGGUAAUUCAGGGUGGAAUUGGCCCUGCUGGUUUGUCUGCCGAGGAUCUUCAUGUUCUGGACUUGACACAACAGCGGCCACGGUGGCAUAGGGUUGUUGUCCAAGGACCUGGUCCAGGAGCACGUUAUGGGCAUGUGAUGGCUUUAGUUGGGCAGAGAUUCCUACUGACAAUUGGUGGAAAUGAUGGAAAGCGACCUUUAGCUGAUGUUUGGGCCCUAGAUACUGCUGCCAAACCAUAUGAAUGGAGGAAGUUGGAACCGGAAGGCGAAGGUCCACCUCCGUGCAUGUAUGCAACUGCAAGUGCACGCUCUGAUGGUCUUCUUUUGCUUUGUGGUGGGAGGGAUGCAAAUGGUGUGCCUUUAUCAAGUGCAUAUGGUCUUGCAAAACACAGGGAUGGUCGUUGGGAGUGGGCUAUUGCUCCUGGGGUCUCUCCAUCUCCGAGAUACCAGCAUGCUGCUGUAUUUGUCAAUGCAAGACUUCAUGUCUCUGGAGGGGCUCUUGGUGGUGGACGCAUGGUUGAAGAUUCUUCAAGCAUAGCAGUGCUGGAUACUGCUGCUGGAGUUUGGUGUGAUACAAAGUCUGUUGUUACAAGUCCCCGGCCAGGGAGGUACAGUGUUGAUGCAGCCGGUGGAGAUGCUUCUGUUGAGCUAACAAGGCGUUGUAGGCACGCAGCUGCUGCAGUUGGUGAUCUAAUUUUCAUAUAUGGAGGACUACGUGGUGGUGUUCUGCUUGAUGACCUACUUGUUGCCGAAGACCUGGCUGCUGCUGAAACAACAAACUCGGCUUCCCAUGCCGCUGCAGUAGCUGCUGCUUCAAAUGUACAAGUAGGAAGAUCAGCUGGAAGAUACAUGUUUUCUGAUGAAAGAUCAAGGCAAAGUAGUCCUGAAGCAGUUCCUGAUGGUGCAGUUGCCUUGGGAACUCCAGUGGCUCCUCCUGUCAAUGGAGAUAUGUUUGCUGACAUAAGUACUGAAAAUGCUCUGUUCCAGGGAUCAAGGAGACUGAGCAAAGGUGUUGAAUACUUGGUUGAAGCCUCAGCAGCAGAGGCUGAGGCAAUUAGUGCUGCUUUAGCUGCAGCCAAAGCUCGGCAAGUUAAUGGUGAGGUUGAGCAAUUGCCUGAUCAAGCUCAUGGUUCAGAGGCUACUCUAGGUGGAAAGCAAGUGUGUAACCUGAGUAAAGCAUCAGAUUCUUCGCUACCUAAUAAUGGCACACCCACUGGGGUCCGACUACAUCACAGAGCGGUCGUCGUUGCUGCCGAGACAGGGGGUGCAUUGGGUGGUAUGGUUAGGCAGCUCUCAAUUGAUCAGUUUGAAAAUGAAGGCAGAAGGGUCAGCUAUGGCACUCCCGAGAGUGCAACUGCAGCUAGGAAAUUAUUAGAUCGGCAAAUGUCAAUCAACAGUGUGCCAAAAAAGGUUAUUGCUCAUCUAUUGAAACCCCGUGGUUGGAAGCCCCCUGUCCGCAGGCAGUUCUUCUUAGACUGCAAUGAAAUUGCUGAUCUCUGUGAUAGUGCCGAAAGAAUAUUUACUAGUGAGCCAAGUGUUUUGCAAAUUAAGGCUCCUGUCAAAAUCUUUGGUGAUUUACAUGGUCAGUUUGGAGAUCUCAUGCGUUUGUUUGAUGAGUAUGGUGCCCCUUCAACAGCAGGCGACAUAGCUUAUAUCGAUUAUCUCUUCUUGGGUGAUUACGUUGAUCGGGGCCAGCAUAGUCUGGAAACUAUUGCUCUUCUCCUUGCAUUGAAGGUUGAGCAUCCUCACAAUGUACAUUUAAUUCGUGGAAACCAUGAGGCAGCAGAUAUUAAUGCUCUAUUUGGGUUCCGGACUGAGUGCAUUGAGCGAAUGGGUGAGCGUGAUGGAAUCUGGACUUGGCACCGCAUUAAUCGACUAUUUAAUUGGCUACCAUUAGCAGCUUUAAUUGAGAAGAAAAUUAUCUGCAUGCAUGGCGGAAUUGGUCGGUCAAUAAAUCAUGUAGAACAGAUUGAAAACCUUCAACGACCCAUCACCAUGGAAACAGGCUCAGUAGUUCUUAUGGAUUUACUAUGGUCUGAUCCAACGGAGAACGAUAGUGUUGAGGGCUUAAGGCCAAAUGCCAGGGGUCCAGGCCUGGUUACCUUUGGGCCUGACCGAGUUAUGGAGUUCUGCAAUAAUAAUGACCUCCAGUUGAUAGUUCGAGCACAUGAGUGCGUCAUGGAUGGUUUUGAGCGUUUUGCUCAGGGUCAUUUGAUUACUCUUUUCUCUGCAACUAAUUAUUGCGGCACUGCAAACAAUGCAGGCGCAAUCUUGGUUUUGGGCAGAGAUCUUGUGGUUGUUCCAAAGCUGAUUCAUCCUAUACCACCUGCCGUAAGUUCACCUGAAGCAUCACCAGAGCAUCACAUUGAAGAUACAUGGAUGCAGGAGCUCAAUGCCAAUCGACCACCGACACCUACCAGGGGCCGUCCUCAAGUGGCAAGUGAUCGGGGUUCUCUUGCCUGGAUUUAGCCAUCUUUGAUGUCGCAGUCGUUCGUGUUCUUUGGUCUGAGGCUCCUGGUGGGGGUUUGCCCAACCCAUUCUUUUUACAACCAGGCAUACGGGUUUCUGAGAUAACCAUCCAAACUUGUAAAGAUCUAGAUGAUUCCAGAUAGGGAGAGCUAAAUCCAAAAAGAUGCAUAGUAGCUGAUGUUGAUGGUUCAGGGUCAUCAUCCUGUAAACUGAAACCCAGGCUGUUGGUUUACCUGCACCAGGAAGAAAUGGAUUCGAAAUUGCCUCACUGACCGAGAGAAGCUUCACGCCUGUAUAUUCUGCUUGAGUAGGCUAGUGUAUGUGGUCGUGUCAUCUCUUCAAAUCAAUAGGCUUACCAUGCCAUGGCGGGUAUUCUUUAUGUUUACAUCUCUCCUUUGUAGAAGACAUAAUGUUGAUGGUGAAAGCAAACGUUGAGUCGGGCAAUUCUGUGAGAAAUCCUGUAUAAUAAAUAUAGUAGAUUUUUUCUUUCUUAG
This is a messenger RNA of Musa acuminata subsp. malaccensis (wild Malaysian banana), 3864 nucleotides long. RefSeq names its product serine/threonine-protein phosphatase BSL2 homolog. Gene Ontology annotation, biological process: brassinosteroid mediated signaling pathway. The record is from RefSeq and is a predicted model, not a curated record. Lineage: Eukaryota; Viridiplantae; Streptophyta; Magnoliopsida; Zingiberales; Musaceae. Gene Ontology annotation, molecular function: phosphoprotein phosphatase activity; protein binding.